CGGAAUACACCAAAUACCUAUCGUUUUGUUAGUGCUUUGCGUGCGACUGCGUCUAAAAACUGUUCUAAUAGAUAGACCCAAAGAGUAGUAUAAUAUACCGGAUAGACCGGUUACUUGCUAAAGAAAUAAUUAACCUGUUUUUUGUAAAGUGUGACUGUCUGUUACUGUUAAAAGAUUGUUCGUACUUCCAGAAAAUGAGAUGUAUCAAAACAACUCUUCAGAUAAUCUUCCUGCUCAAUGUGUGUUUAGCGACGCUGUCUCCACCAACUGAUAAAAAGGGCCAAAAAGGUGUGAAAGCCCAAGACGGGCCCCGAAAAAAUAAUGUUCUAGAUCGUAAACUUGUUAAUGAGACUCCACUCGCAAAGGAUAUUAUCAAAUAUCAUGCCACUUACCAUCAAGAAUUAACUAAGAGAAACUUUAAAAAUUCUGUUCUGGGCUAUGUUACGCCUUGGAAUAAUAAAGGUUACGAUGUGGCCAAAACAUGGGCACCAAAGUUUAAUUACAUUUCUCCAGUAUGGCUACAAGUCAAAAGACAAUCUCCCAAUAUAUACAUAAUAUCAGGACUCCAUGAUGUGGAUCAUGCUUGGAUGAAAUCUGUAAGGCAGAAGGGAUUGUCAAAUAAUUUAAAAAUAUUGCCUAGAAUCCUGUUUGAAAACUGGCAGCCUACUGAUCUUAAAUCUUUCUUUAUGGAACCCACUGCUCAUACUGAACAAAGGGCUCUAAUAGAAGAAAUAAAGAAGACAUGCAAACAGUGGAAAUUUGAUGGAGUAGUUCUUGAGAUACUCUCUCAAAUUGGAAAAUAUGUAGAUAAAUCUGUGAAGUUCAUACAACAGUUUGGGAUGGAAAUGAAUGAAGAUGACUUAAAGCUGAUUCUGGUGUAUCCACCUUUCCGAGGCUAUCCCACUGAUGAAUUCUUUAUUCAGGCCUUCAAUGAUAUCUAUCCUUAUGUAGAGGCUGUAUCUGUUAUGACAUAUGACUUUUCAAACCCACAAAAACCAGGACCAAAUGCUCCAUUAUAUUGGAUGAGGCUGUGUGUAGAGAAACUUAUAGACAAUGAAGAGAACCCAUCAAAGAGAUCAAAAAUAUUACUUGGUCUUAAUUUCUAUGGCAACUCUUAUACUGCCAAUGGUGGUGGACCAAUUGUGGGCACAGAGUAUAUAGAGCUUCUGAAAAAUGCUAAGAAUAAUCAGGCUCUAUCAUAUAAUAACAAUACUGCAGAGAAUUAUAUAGAAAUUAGAACAUCUCAGGGAGCAAAGAAAAUAUUUUAUCCAACACUAUAUUCUAUACAAAGGCGACUAGAUUUAGCACGAGAGUUUGGUACCGGUGUUGCCAUAUGGGAGCUAGGUCAGGGAUUGGAUUAUUUCUACGACUUGUUUUGAUCACCAGUGAUAUUAUUUUUAAGGCAAUAAAAUUGUGAUGGUAUGUGAGAACUAGUCACUCUUAUUUAUUUAUGAAAUAAAAGACGAUUCUAUUCCU
Messenger RNA from Chilo suppressalis (striped riceborer), 1476 nucleotides. The record is from the annotation of a GenBank genome assembly. NCBI's taxonomy places the organism in Eukaryota, Metazoa, Arthropoda, Insecta, Lepidoptera, Crambidae.